Molecule: messenger RNA, 273 nt
Organism: Suillus subalutaceus
Lineage: Eukaryota; Fungi; Basidiomycota; Agaricomycetes; Boletales; Suillaceae
Exons: 1
Molecular function (GO): aldehyde dehydrogenase (NAD+) activity
Source: RefSeq, a predicted model, not a curated record
AAAGUUGGCGAUCCUUUUUCACCCGAUGCAUAUCAAGGGCCACAGGUGUCCAAGACUCAAUUUGAGGUUCGUUUAUCCAAUUUUAUUAUAACGCAUACUUUGACACCCGUGAAACUCAUCAUGGGACACAUAACCUCUAGCAAGGACGAUGGUGCUACGGGGCACCUUGGCGGCAAGCAGAUUGGCCAAGAGGGAUACUUUAUCGAGCCAAUAAUUUUCACGGAGUGCCAGCCCGACAUGAAAAUCGACAGGGAAGAAAUAUCUGGCCCUGUC